Notothenia coriiceps (black rockcod) is the source of this 484-nucleotide messenger RNA. RefSeq names its product NADH:ubiquinone oxidoreductase subunit A5 (gene ndufa5). Bases 47 to 397 code for a protein of 116 amino acids. Gene Ontology annotation, biological process: respiratory electron transport chain. The record is from RefSeq and is a predicted model, not a curated record. Gene Ontology annotation, cellular component: respiratory chain complex I. The transcript has 5 exons. NCBI's taxonomy places the organism in Eukaryota, Metazoa, Chordata, Actinopteri, Perciformes, Nototheniidae.
UGACGUCAUAUUUACUAGCCGGAAAUAGUUGUGUCCGCAGAGGAAAAUGGCUGGGCUGCUGAAAAAGACGACCGGCCUAGUGGGCCUGGCUGUGUCCCACAAUCCUCAUGAGCGUCUGAGGAGUCUCUACUCCAAGAUCCUGGCGUCCCUGCAGACCAUGCCGCAGGACGCCGCCUAUAGGAAGUACACCGAGCAGCUGGUGGGCGAGAGGUUCAACCACGUCCAAUCAGAGCCGGAUGUUGAUAAGCUGGAGAAUAAGAUCAACUGUGGGCAGAUUGAAGAGGUUAUUUUCCAGGCUGAGUGUGAGCUGUCUCUGGCAAGGAAGAUGUCUGAGUGGAAACCCUGGGAGCCGCUGAUAGAGGAACCCCCCACCAACCAGUGGAAGUGGCCUGUGUGAGCCCCCUGUGUGUGCUGUCAUACUGUGUGUGUGAGAUCAUCCCUGCUUCUAAUGAAGUACUGUACAAAUAAAAACCCUUCAAACAUC